Molecule: messenger RNA, 1290 nt
Organism: Penicillium alfredii
Lineage: Eukaryota; Fungi; Ascomycota; Eurotiomycetes; Eurotiales; Aspergillaceae
Product: phosphoinositide binding protein ATG18
Exons: 5
Coding region: 1-1290 (429 amino acids)
Biological process (GO): nucleophagy; autophagy of mitochondrion; protein localization to phagophore assembly site
Cellular component (GO): extrinsic component of membrane; cytosol; fungal-type vacuole membrane
Molecular function (GO): protein binding; phosphatidylinositol-3-phosphate binding; phosphatidylinositol-3,5-bisphosphate binding
Source: RefSeq, a predicted model, not a curated record
AUGGCCAUGAACUUUGUGACCUUCAACCAGGACUAUAGCUACUUGGCUGUUGCAACAUCCAAGGGAUUCCGGAUCUUCACGACGGAUCCCUUUGCCAAGAGCUAUGAGUCCAAGGAGGGGAAUAUUGCGGUGAUUGAGAUGCUAUUCUCGACAUCUCUCGUGGCGCUGAUUCUCUCCCCCCGACGCUUGCAGAUCACAAACACCAAGCGUCAAUGCACAAUAUGCGAGUUAACAUUCCCGACCACAGUCCUUGCGGUUAAGCUGAACCGCAAGCGGCUUGUGAUUGUGCUGGAAGAUCAAAUUUAUCUUUAUGACAUCCAGACAAUGAAGCUCUUGUCUACGAUCGAUACGUCACCAAAUCCUCACGCAAUAUGUGCCUUGGCACCAUCUUCUGAUAACUGCUUCAUGGCAUAUCCGCUGCCACAAAAGGCACCAGCUGCCCUGAAGGCGCCAGCACAUGCCCCUCCAGGCACCAACCAUGUCUCUCCAACAACCGGGGAUGUUUUGAUCUUCGAUGCGGAAAAGCUUGAAGCCAUCAAUGUUAUUGAAGCACACCGGUCCCCCUUGGCCUGUAUCACAUUGAACAGUGAGGGGACUCUCCUUGCCACUGCUUCAGAUAAAGGAACUAUCAUCCGGGUGUUCUCGGUUCCCGAUGGCCACAAGCUGUAUCAAUUCCGACGUGGGUCCAUGCCCUCCCGAAUCUACAGCAUGACCUUCAACACCACGUCCACCCUGCUCUGUGUCUCUUCAUCCACUGAUACCAUCCAUGUCUUCAAAUUAAGCCAACAGGGCCCCCCAUCUGAUGGCUCCCCGUCAUCGCUCUCCCCCGGAGCGCGUGAUCAGACCUUCGGAAAUAGCCCAUUCGGCUAUGUGCCAGAUGAAGAUGAGAUAGUCGAUGAGGCAGGGUCGGAAUUCCCGUCGAGAAAACACAACGGUACCCUAAUGGGGAUAAUCCGUCGAACCUCGCAGAAUGUCGGCGGCGCUGUUGCCGCCCGCAUGGGCGGAUACCUGCCCAAGGGAGUCAGUGAGAUGUGGGAGCCCGCGCGGGAUUUCGCGUGGAUCAAAGUGCCCCGGGCUAAUCAAGGCCCUGGUGGUAAUGGGAACGUUGGCCCACUCCGCAGUGUGGUUGCCAUGAGUAGCAAUACACCCCAGGUGAUGGUGGUGACGAGCGACGGAAACUUUUAUGUCUUCAACAUCGACCUGUCCAAAGGUGGAGAGGGGACUCUCACCAAGCAGUAUUCCGUGGUUGAUUCGAAUGACAGGCUUGGGUACCCUGCCACGGAAUACUGA